Messenger RNA from Hirsutella rhossiliensis, 597 nucleotides. RefSeq names its product pre-mRNA splicing factor. The transcript is spliced from 3 exons. Lineage: Eukaryota; Fungi; Ascomycota; Sordariomycetes; Hypocreales; Ophiocordycipitaceae. The record is from RefSeq and is a predicted model, not a curated record. The coding region runs from base 1 to 597 and encodes 198 amino acids.
AUGACCCGCGUCUCCAUCUAUUCGUCGGCCCUCGUGGCCUUUGUAGCCGCAACCGCCAUGACCAUCGCCUCACUCGCGACCCCCAACUGGGUCUCAUACUCGGUCACGACAGCAAAGGGCGAGACGUUUGAGAAGAACAUCGGCCUGCACAAGAGCUGCUCCAACCUCGACUCUCCACGAUGCCGCGACUUUCCUUCGCCCGAGCUGUGCCAAGCCGGCGGGAGUUAUUUUUGCUCCAUGUGGCGCACCGUCGGCUUCAUGGCCUCGUUUGCCACCAUUUUGUGCCUCGCCUGCCUUGUCACCUUCCUCGUCAUUAUGCGCGGCGGCAAAUACAAACGUGAGACGGGCUGGCCCUUUGUCACGGGAAUGCUGUCGCUCGUCGCCAUCGUCGAGCUCGUCAUGAUUUCCCUUGUCGCCUAUCUUUUCGACCACGACGAUCAAUUCAACAUUCCCGGGUGGAACCUCGACUUCUCAUGGUAUCUCAGCACCGUCAGCGCCGUCUUUUGCCUCCUCUCCGCCGUAGGCCUGGCCGUCUCGGCAUACCUGCUGCCGCCGGAGGAGGGCUACGAGUUCUUGGAGGAUCCAGGCGAUGCCUAG